AUGGCACCGUCGCUGUUCGAGCAGCUGGCGUACACGUGGAUGGAGCGGAAGAAGCUGGGCGGCAGCUAUUCUUCUCAUCGGGCGGCCAACGAGAAACAUGUGGUUGUUUGCUCCACCACUCUGCAUGCCGACACCAUCAUGGACUUUCUCAACGAGUUCUACGCUCAUCCUUUGCUGCAAGACUACUACGUGGUGCUGCUGUCGCCGAUGGAGCUGGACGCCACCAUGCGCAUGAUCCUGCAGGUCCCCAUCUGGGCGCAACGCGCCAUCUACAUCCAGGGCUCGUGCCUCAAGGACGGUGACCUGAAUCGGGCACGCAUGAAUGAUGCCGAGGCAUGCUUCAUCCUGGCAGCUCGUAGCUACGCCGACAAGACGGCCGCGGACGAUCACACGAUCGUUCGGUCAUGGGCCGUGAAGGACUUUGCACCGAACGUGCCCCAAUACGUGCAGAUCUUUCGGCCGGAGAACAAGGUGCACGUCAAGUUUGCCGAACACGUGGUCUGUGAAGACGAGUUCAAGUACGCAUUGCUGGCCAACAACUGCUUGUGUCCGGGUACCUCAACGCUGGUCACCCUCCUGCUGCACACGUCACGAGGACAGGAAGGGCAGACGUCAGAAGAGGAUUGGCACCGGCUCUAUGGAAGAUGUUCCGGUAACGAGAUCUACCACAUACGACUGGGCGAUUCGCGCUUCUUCGGCGAGUACGAGGGAAAGAGCUUCACGUACGCCAGCUUCCACACGCACCGGAAGUACGGGGUGGCGUUGGUUGGUGUUAGACCAUCUGAGCUUCCGGAGUUCUACGAGGACACGAUUCUCCUCAACCCCGGCCCCAGGCACAUCAUGAAGAACUCCGACAUAUGCUUUUACAUGAGCAUUACAAAGGAAGAGAACAGCGCGUUCGUGGCCGGCGACGCUUUCCCUGAAGCUCCGCUCUGCGUGCCGGACAAACCUAUCAUCAGCGACGAGGCCAAACAACCCGACCCCCGGCCAGAGCACACGACAGUGGACAUGGCACCUGAGAAGCGCAAGGCGCGGGAGCACCCUGUACACGAGCUACAGCGCGGUAUGAGCAGCGACAGCAGAGGCAGCGCGCCCAGCAUGAGCUCCAAUCACCUGGACGUGCCGCGCGGUGAGCCGGCGGAGACGCCCGGCGCCACGCUCCGACCAGGCUCGCGGCGGCCGAGCAUCCUGCCCGUGCCGGACCAGUUCACGUCGUCGACGCUGAACGUCAGCAGCAGCCGCGACAGCAGCGACGAGCGCAGCGAAUCGGAGGACGAGCUCGACAACGUGCCCUGGCGGCCGCCCAGCGAGAAGAUCGCGAUCGUGAAAGGUUUCCCGCCGGUGACGCCGUACAUCGGGGUCAGCCCCACACUCUGCUACCUGCUGAAGGAGAAAAAGCCGCUCUGCUGCCUCCAGCUCGCCCAGGUCUGCGAGCACUGCUCGUACCGCUCGGCCAAGGAGUACAGCUGGCAGAACAAGGCGGUCAUCCUGGCGGCUGACUUUGCGUCCAACGGCAUCUACAACUUCAUCAUUCCGCUGCGUGCCCACUUCAGGCCCAAGUCGUCGCUGAACCCCAUCAUUCUGCUGCUGGAGCGGCGGCCUGACCUGCCCUUCCUGGACGCCAUCAGCUACUUCCCCCUGGUCUACUGGAUGCUCGGCUCCAUCGACUCCCUGGACGACCUGUGCCGGGCCGGUAUCAACCUGGCCGAGAAUGUGGUGGUGGUUAACAAGGAACAGAACAACUCGAUCGAGGAGGACUCGCUCGCCGACUCCAACACCAUCGUGGCCGUGCAGACCAUGUUCAAAUUCUUCCCAAGCAUCAAGAUAAUCACCGAGCUCAGUCAGUCGUCCAAUAUGAGGUUUAUGCAGUUCAGAGCGCAAGAUAGCUACGCUCUGCAUUUGUCUAAAAUAGAGAAGGCGACAAUGGUGGACCACACCGGCAACACGACCCUGCUCGAGGACAGAUCGCUUCCGUGCUGGACGUUUGCCGAUGAUCGCGAGAAGGACCACGGCUCGCACAUCUCCUGCAUGUUCCGGCUACCAUUCGCCGCCGGCUCCGUCUUCUCGGCCUCCAUGCUGGACACGCUGCUGUACCAGGCCUUCGUCAAGGACUACCUCAUCAUCUUCGUGCGGCUGUUGCUGGGCAUUGACCAGGCGCCGGGGUCGGGUUUCCUCACGUCGAUGCGUAUACUGCCCGGAGACAUGUGGAUCCGGACGUAUGGUCGGCUGUACCAGAAGCUCUGCUCCACCACGUGCGAGAUCCCCAUUGGGAUCUACCGCACCAUGGACACGUCGGAGAGCGCUUCGGACAUCUGCGGGCAGCAGGACGACCCCAAGGCCAAUCACUCUCAGCUGAUCGAACGAGCCGAGAUCUCCCAGCUGGUGCGCAGUCGGAUGCAAAGCCUCGGUUUGCCGGUGGAGGACUAUGACGACGUGUCCGAGAAACGGGGCAGCAUCAGCUACGUCAUCAUCAACCCCAGCUGUGACCUGAAGCUGGAGCAGGGCGACAUCGUCUACCUGAUCCGCCCGAGCCCGUUCUCGGCCCAGAAGACGUUCGAACGCCACAACAGCCGGCGCAAGUCCAACAUAUCCAUGUGCGACCCGCGCCGUCGGGGAAGCGCCUGCUCGCGCAACACGGUCGGCAAGAGCAACUCGCUGAACCUGCCCGACAGCCCGCACCAGAACCCGCCGUACCAGCGCGCGCGCUCCAGCUCGCUGCGCGUCGACGACAUCCUGAUGAAGCGUUCCAACUCGCUCCGACUCGGCCUGUACGAGAACACGCGCAAGAUCGCCAGCCUGGAGGAGCUGGGCGGGCUGGGCGCCAGCCUGCCGAUGAACCCGGCGCUGCGUGACCGCAACGCCCGGCUGCCGCUGACCGACAGCAUCGGCCUCAAGGUCACGCCGCCCGACGAGCAGCAGGCGGCCGGCGUCGGCUCCGGCUCCGAGUCGUCCAUCCCCAGUAUUCACCUCGAGGGCACCAUCGUAUGACCCGAGGACACCAGCUCAGACUCGGACCCGGAGCCGGCCAGCCUCAGCGAUUAGGCGGUGGCAGCGACGGCGGCUCGCAUGCCAGGGAUCACUCCAGAUGUCGGCAACAGAUGGCAGAAGAGGCGAUACUAAGCGUGGCUGACGUUGGUGCGGUUCUGUCGGGUUUAGGCUGCUGGUAGACGUCUGCUUAUGUGAGCAGACAUAGUGGUUGGAAGAGUGGAGCGAGUGGAACACGGACAGUUUAGUCUAUACGAUAUAGAAGAAGCAUGGAAACUGCUCCCCACUGGCCGGGCAUCCACUCAGAAAAAGACAUGAUGCUGCACUUUGUAUUUGUAUUGUUGUCUUGUUACACCAAUGACGCUGUUAACUACGUUUAGGUUCGUUCCAUAUGUUAUCCUUUUAUUUAAUACGUUGUGUGUUACAUCUGGUCAUCAACUCCGUGAGUAACGUUGUCGGGAUUAUAUGCCUGUCGUACCUACCUGUUGUAUUUGUGUGUACUCAUGAAUUUUACUGCUUAAGACAUCCCUUCCCCCCACCCCUAAUCGAAGGCAGUCGCUCACAGAGCCAUGUUCGACGCCUGCUGGUCGGAAGUAAAACUGGACGAAGCGGGUAGCGCCGCCGGACGGUUUUGAUGCCCAGCUGAAGCUCUGUCGCUCUGUGCCACACAAAGCUGAUGUCAACGCAUGGAUCAAACCCUGGGGUCGGUUUGGGCUCGCAGGUCUUGUGUCUGUUCCUAUUCAAAGUGUGUGUCCAGGGAGUUUGUGACAGCGGGGAGGGGUGCACCACGCUAAGGACUGCAGAGUCACUGCGUGGGCAUAGCUCGUGCGAAAUAGGUAGGGUCCAGCACAUGGUUUUUUUCUGAGACGCGCUCCCAAGGGUGAUCACGGCGUGUGUCCUAUCGCGUGUUCCUGCUCAGCGCCGCAUGGCUGCAGUGAGCUGAGAAGGACCUUGAACUUUCCCCGCCCGAGAGUGAACCAGACCGGCGCAGGCCUCGCUCUCUUGACCGAUCGUUCCACGGGGCGGACCUCGUGAGACCCGUUUUGGGGAUUCGAAACCCUAACCUCGCCCGACGGCUGAGGAGGUCAGCUCCCGCACCGUGUCACGUGUGCGCGUUGACACGGGAUUACCGCUGUAUUGCGCUGGGGGCCGCCCCACGUGCCCGCGCUUGUCCGGCGAGCGAAGCGCCGUUUUCAUACGGGAGCCGGCCGAGCUCCAUGCAACGUCGGCUGCGCGUUCAAAGACCGCCGCUCAGCAGACACGCUGGCGCAGCGGCCUGGCCGGCGGAAGAGGCACAUGCGGGGCCAGCUGUGCUGGGAGCUCAGCCAGACUGGUUGCGCACGCGCCGCGCGUCAGUUCAGUCCGGCCGUUGGCUAGGAUAUGCGUGAUCUCGGGUCACAUCCGCGUAGAUUCGUCGAGUGUAGCCGUACCGGCAGGGCGACCCCGCUGCGGUGGCGCCGGAGCGUGCCCACUGUCUGGCUUAGUGGUGUCGGGUCAGUUUCGGUGUCGUCAUGGUCCCCCGCGUGACGUCAUAUCAUAUCGCUCUCGCGUCCGAGCCGUACCCGGCGCCCCCUCCCCUUCAGAUUUAGCCUCACUUGGAGGCGGAUCUCGGCACCGGGCAGGUAGCACCAACGUGCGGUGGAACGUGCCCGGUGGCGCCGUUUCUCCCCCCCCCCCCCCACAUUGGAAUCGUAACGGCGGCGCGUAGGCUAGCGGUGUUGCGACCGAUGUCGGCCACGGGGCGGCGCCGCUGUGAUUCAGAGUGACGACAGACAUAUUUUUCACUUCACUAUGCCGCUUACGAAUAAACCCACUCGGUCUGAGCAGUGCGUGUCUGCAUGUCUACGUGCUGGCGUGGAGAAGUGUUCAGACAGAGAACCAGCGUAACGGUGUGUAGCGGAAUGUCUGAACGACGAACCAGCGUAACGGCUUGUAGUGGAGUGCUCAGAUGGAGAACCAGCGUGACGGCGGAGAUGGCUCUGGGGGUGUUGGCAGAAAUGGCUACAAUUUCGCGAUGCCAAGCAGGACGGCGGUCGCAGACAUAUUUCUCCAUGUAUCUCAAAUGGAUGCAAGCGUAAUUAUAUCGGCUCGAGUUGUCUGUCCUCCGCAAUG
Molecule: messenger RNA, 5097 nt
Organism: Pollicipes pollicipes
Lineage: Eukaryota; Metazoa; Arthropoda; Thecostraca; Pollicipedomorpha; Pollicipedidae
Gene: SLO2
Product: slowpoke 2
Exons: 21
Coding region: 1-2988 (995 amino acids)
Biological process (GO): potassium ion transmembrane transport
Cellular component (GO): plasma membrane
Molecular function (GO): intracellular sodium-activated potassium channel activity; outward rectifier potassium channel activity
Source: RefSeq, a predicted model, not a curated record